AAGGCCUAUCCUUUGAAAAGAAACGACUGCUUUGACGUUUUCAAAUCUCGGAUUUGCCCGAUUUGCCUCUCAUUAUUUGUCUGGCAAAUUUUCUUGAUAAUUUGCGUGUUGUGAAUAGUUCCUCAAAAUGCUGACAAACUCCUUUAAAAUAAUUCCAAAGGUGAGACUCCUCCGAGGAAUCAGCAGUUCAGCGGCAAGAUGUAGCGAUAAUCUCUUUGUGCACCGAGAUACGGCCGAAGAUAAUCCCAGCAUCCCGUUUGAGUUUACCGAGGAAAACAAAAAGAGGGUUAAUGCCAUUCUCAACAUUUAUCCGGAAGGUCAUAAGCGUGGAGCCAUGAUUCCGCUGUUGGAUUUGGCACAACGCCAACAUGGUUGGUUGCCCAUCUCGGCUAUGCAUAGAGUGGCGGAUAUUUUAGGCCUUCCGAACAUGAGAGUUUACGAAGUAGCAACAUUUUACACCAUGUUUAUGCGAAAACCUACAGGAACCUAUCAUGUGCAGGUAUGCACUACAACUCCGUGCUGGUUGCGUGGAUCUGAUGAAAUAAUGACUGCUUGUAAGGAAAAACUAGGCAUUGGAGCAGGUGAAACAACAAAGGACGGAAAAUUCACCAUAUCAGAAGUAGAAUGUUUGGGCGCGUGUGUGAAUGCCCCAAUGAUCGCAGUCAAUGACGAUUAUUACGAAGAUUUGACAGCAAAGGAUACUAUAGAAAUUUUGAGUGAUUUAAAGCAAGGUAAGGUUCCAAGACCAGGGCCAAGGAACGGACGAUUCGCUUCGGAACCUACAGGCGGUUUAACAUCGUUGACCGAAGAACCAAAAGGUCCAGGAUUCGGAAUGCAAACAGGCUUUUAGUUAUUCAAUUGCAUAUUGUUCGUUAGUUUCAAAACAUGCCUGUACAUUAUAAAUUUAAACAAUAAAAGACACGUUUUUUUUUU
Messenger RNA from Aedes aegypti (yellow fever mosquito), 933 nucleotides. It is a transcript of the gene ND-24, whose product is annotated as NADH dehydrogenase [ubiquinone] flavoprotein 2, mitochondrial. Gene Ontology annotation, molecular function: NADH dehydrogenase activity. The record is from RefSeq and is a predicted model, not a curated record. Bases 128 to 850 code for a protein of 240 amino acids. The transcript is spliced from 4 exons. Lineage: Eukaryota; Metazoa; Arthropoda; Insecta; Diptera; Culicidae. Gene Ontology annotation, biological process: mitochondrial electron transport, NADH to ubiquinone.